Messenger RNA from Striga asiatica, 1996 nucleotides. NCBI's taxonomy places the organism in Eukaryota, Viridiplantae, Streptophyta, Magnoliopsida, Lamiales, Orobanchaceae. The record is from the annotation of a GenBank genome assembly.
CUCAAAACUAUCGGCCAUCUCUCUCCAUCUCCUCAAAAUAUAAAAUAAAAGUCUAAAAAACAAAGUCAAUGCCCCUUUAUUAUUAAAAUUGCUGACAGAUAGAAUGACGUAUAGGCAAUAAUUUUAAGGAAAUAAGAAUAGUUCUUUUGAGCGAGCAUUGACUGUGUGUGAUUGAAGAGAUGUGUAAACUUUUGGUCAAUUACACAUCCAUAUUCUACGCGUCGAAGGAAGAAUAUAUAUAGAGAGUAGAUAGAGACUCGUCACUCGCAGCAUCACUGCAAAGAAAGCAAAAUAAGAAGAAUGGAAUUAGAGGGUCAAUCAAUCCUAGUCGUCUAUAUUCCGCUCCUAUUCGCCCUUUACAUCUUCACCACCCAAUUUAUCCGCAAACUGAGAAAUCUCCCUCCAUCCCCAAUUCUCGACCUACCCUUCAUCGGUCACCUCUACCUCCUCAAAAAGCCCCUUUACCGAUCCUUAGCUCAAAUCUCCCACCGCUAUGGCCCCGUCACCCUCCUCAACUUCGGCUCCCGCCCCGUUCUCGUCGUCUCUUCCCCCUCCGCCGCCGAGGACUGCCUCUCCAGAAACGAUGUCGUCUUCGCCAACCGUCCCCGCCUGCUCGCCGGCAAACACCUCGGCUACAACUACACCUCUCUCGUCUGGUCCUCCUACGGCGACCACUGGCGGAACCUGCGCAGGAUUUCCUCGAUCGAGAUCCUCUCCGGCCACAAGCUCCAGUCGCUUCACGAGAUCCGGGUCGACGAGCUCAGAUCCACGAUCCGGGCCCUGAGCGCUCGGGCCCCUGGAUCGGCGGUCGACAUGAAGACCGCCUUCUUCGAGCUGACCAUGAACGUGGUGAUGAGGAUGAUCGCCGGGAAGAGAUACUAUGGGGAGAACGUGGAGGACGCCGAGGAGGCGCGGCAGUUCAGGGAGAUCGCGAAGGAGUCGCUGAGGGUGUCGACGUCGAGCACGGGGGAUUUUCUGCCGGUGGUGCGGUGGCUGGGGUUGGGCGGCGGCGAGAAGGAGAUGAUUGAGUUGCAGGCAAAGAGGGACGGUUUUAUGCAGGGAUUGGUGGAAGAAGGGAGGAGAAGGUCCGCCGGCGGUGGGAAGCCCAAAACUAUGAUUGAGAUGCUGUUGGCGUUGCAGGAAUCGGAGCCCCAAUAUUAUACAGAUGCUAUGAUUAGAAGCUUAAUGCUGACUUCAAAAACGAAAAUGUACUGGUUUUUUGUCAGUUCGACUUCUGAUGUUCUGGAUCGGACGGGUCCAUGUGAAGUAAUUGACAAGAAAGGUAGAAAAGAUUUAGAUAAUAAUCUGUUAAUAGCCGGUACAGACACAUCAGCCGGGACACUAGAGUGGGCACUGUCCCUCCUCCUCAACCACCCGCACGCCCUGAAGAAGGCCCAAGCCGAAAUCGACGCCCAAGUCGGUAACGAGCGUUUAAUCGAGGAGGCAGACAUGAGCAACCUCCCUUACCUACGCUGCAUUAUCAACGAAACCCUACGCAUGUACCCUGCAGGCCCACUUCUCAUCCCUCACCAGUCCUCCCACCCAUGCGCUGUCGGGGGCCACCAUGUCCCCGCAGGCACCAUGCUUCUUGUCAACGUGUGGGCCAUACACAACGACCCCGCCAACUGGGACGAGCCCAGAGAGUUCAGGCCCGAGAGGUUCGAGGGGGUGGACGGGUACAGAGAUGGGUUCAGGUUCAUGCCGUUUGGCUCCGGGAGGAGGGGCUGCCCAGGGGAGAACCUGGCCGUGCGUGUGGUGGGCUCUGCUCUGGGGGCUCUCGUUCAGUGCUUCGAUUGGGAAAGGGUUGGGAAGGAGCUGGUGGAUAUGGAUGAAGGUAUUGGGUUGUCGAUGCCCAAGGCCAACCCCUUGAUGGCUUGUUGCAAACCUCGCUCUGUGGUAGCCAACCUUCUGUCUCAGAUAUCAUGAUCAAUUCAUUCAGCAGCAAUGGAGAUAAACAAUUGAUGUUGUAUCAUAUAAUAAUAAUAAUAAUAAUAAU